GAGACCGGAGACACGGCGGAGUCUCGCUGCUAAGGAGACUGCAUCAGCGCCCGCCCCCUCCUGUUGCCGAGGGAUUGGCGCACCAACAUGCCCUUCCAGAAACACGUCUACUAUCCGUUCGCCGGUGGCCAGGAGGGCCAGGUACCUACUUCCAGCUCAACGCUGCAUUGCCCGGCCCGCUCCACAGUGUCCGGGGUGGCCGGCAUGGCCACGGGCGGCGCGGGGCCCUUCCCCUUCUUCCAAUUCCGGCCUCGGCUCGAGAGUGUGGACUGGAGGCGGCUCAGCGCGAUCGACGUGGACAAGGUCGCUGGCGAGCUGGACUUCCUCACGCUGCAGGAGAACAUCAUGAACAUCACCUUCUGCAGGCUGGAAGACGAGAAAUGUCAUCACUGCCAAUCCGGGGUGGACCCGGUGCUGCUGAAGCUGGUCCGCCUGGCCCAAUUCACCAUUGAGUACCUGCUGCACUCGCAGGAGUUCCUCACCGCCCAGCUGCAAGCCUUGGAGGAGAAACUGCGCCUGGCCCUGGGCGAAGUGGAGCAGAGCAAGAAGUUGCUGGCCAAACAGGGGACGGAGAUGAGGCUGCUGAAGGACGAGUGCAAGCGGAGGAAGAAGAUGAUCACCACACAGCAGAUGAUGAUUGAGGCAAAAGCCAGCUAUUACCAGUGUCAUUUUUGUGAAAAGGCUUUUAUGAAUCAUGCUUUUCUGCAAAGUCAUAUUCAGCGACGCCAUCCUGAAGAAUCUCACUUUGGAGACUUUAGGAAGAAGUCCCAGACUGACAGGCUACAGACUGAGAUUGAAAUGCUGAAGGAGCAAUUACAACUCACCAAAUCUCAGUUGGAAGCUGAGCAGCAGGCUCAUAUGGUCAGGUUUUCUAAGGAAUAUGAAAUCCAGAAAUCAAAAGAGCAAGAAAUUCUGAAGUCAUUUGAUAGAUGGAAAGAAGAAGAAAAAGAGAAGUUAAUUGAUGAAAUGGAGAAAGUAAAAGAGAUGUUUAUGAAGGAAUUUAAAGAAUUAACUUCUAAGAAUUCAGCAUUAGAAUAUCAAUUGCUGGAGAUACAGAAGUCCAACAUGCAAAUAAAAUCCAAUAUAGGUACAUUAAAAGAUGUUCAGGACUCUAAAGAAGAAAAACUUCAGUAUUCACAGGAUUUCCAAAAUAUGAUGCAGCUUCUUGAUAAUCAGGAGAGUAAGUGGACUUCUAGAGUUCAAGCUCUUCACCAAGAACACAAGAAAGAAAAAAGCCAGCUCCUGUCACAUAUAGAAAAACUGCGAACAUCUAUGAUAGAAGAUUUGAAUUCAAGUAAUGUUUGUUAUAAGAAAAGGAUAGAGGAACUAGGGCAGCAAAUCCAAGAACAGAAUGAAUUGAUUAUUUCUCAGAAACAGCAGAUUAGAGAAUUUGUCAGCAAACCAUUACACACAAUCAGUGAGCAGAAUGGGAGUUCUUCUACAAAGCAGACUUUGGAAAAACCUGUGCCAACUAUACAUAUGAAUGCUUUGGCGUUAAAGAGUUUGGAUUCUAAAUCAAGUCAAACAGUAGUGCAAGAACAGGUAUCCAAGUUGCAAAUACUGGAACCGAUAGAGGAACUUUCAGAUGAAGAAAAAGGAAAAGAGAAUGAGAAGAAAUUAACUAAUAACAAACUGCACUUGAUAAAAGCUUUGAAGAGCAAUCCUUCUCUCACUAAAGAAUUAAGAACAGUCUUAGAACAGAUUUUGGUGGAGAAAAUGGAAAACUUGGGAAUUAGCCCAGGUGUUCGUGGUAUUCCCACUAAGCACUUGAAUCGAGUGCUAAGUACUAUUGAAAUUGAAAGGCAAGAGAAAGGAAAGCAAGUGCCCAAAGUACAGGAGAUUAGAGACUUUCUGGAAUAUAAAGUCAGCUGCAAGAUGGAGGAAAAAAGCUCAGUGAAUUCAAACAGACUUCUUACCAAUCCUUUGCUUUUUUCAGAUAAAGCUAUCAUGACCCAGUUGGAAGUUUCCUCAGUUGGAGAAUUACCUAGAGUGACAAAGUCAUCUUCAAAAACUAAGCAUCUGGUCAAACAAAAAGCUGUUCCUGAUGAGGAGAUACAUCUGCCAAUGAAAAACACUGUAGAAGAGCAUUUUCUUAAAAAGUCUUCAAGUAUUUCGACUCCUCCCUUUAGUUCUGAGGAUGAAUUAGAUGAGGAUGGCAUCAUUCAGUCCUUUGUAUCCCCAGAAUUGCUUCACAAACCGUCUGUAACCAGCCUCCACUCUUUUAGAAAUGAUGCUGCCAAAAGUGACACCGAAUGGUCCGAAGGAAGUGAAAUCGAAGAUAUUGAAAUCCCUACAAAACCUGUAGAAGGUACCUACGUUAAGUUGCUAACUGAAAAAGUUGAAAAGACAGUCUCAAAUCACAAAAAUGUAAAUAAACCAGUCGGUGGAAUUAAUGUUGCUGAACCAUUUGUUAAAAAGGAAGAAUCACAAGAAGAAUUAAAGUGUGCAGAUGUAGAGGAUGAGGACUGGGAUUUAUCAUCCUUGGAGGAAGAAAAGUCUUCGAAAAAAAAUGUGGGGAAAAAACCAAGUGCAACUUCACUUUUAAAGAUUGAAUCUAAUACCACUCAAGUUACAAGUGCCUGGAGUACAUAUGCUCCCAAAGUGCCCAAAGCAGAAGUACUUCCAGAAGCUGAUACAAGUACAUUAAAAAGCAGCUUAGUAACUGUAACUGACUGGAGUGACUCUUCGGAUAUAUAACUUACCAUGCUUUGUCAGAUGUGACUUCCUGGUUCCAAUGCUGAUCUCAGUAAUUUGUCCACAUGGUUCUAACUUUCAUGCCUUAUUGUAAUUCUCACAGUGACAAGGAAGCUUAUUCAAAGAACAAAG
This is a messenger RNA of Sarcophilus harrisii (Tasmanian devil), 2826 nucleotides long. It is a transcript of the gene DZIP1, whose product is annotated as DAZ interacting zinc finger protein 1. The record is from RefSeq and is a predicted model, not a curated record. Gene Ontology annotation, cellular component: cytoplasm; ciliary basal body. Gene Ontology annotation, biological process: cilium assembly. NCBI's taxonomy places the organism in Eukaryota, Metazoa, Chordata, Mammalia, Dasyuromorphia, Dasyuridae. The transcript has 20 exons. Bases 88 to 2697 code for a protein of 869 amino acids.